Myripristis murdjan (pinecone soldierfish) is the source of this 1626-nucleotide messenger RNA. It is a transcript of the gene lmo3, whose product is annotated as LIM domain only 3. Lineage: Eukaryota; Metazoa; Chordata; Actinopteri; Holocentriformes; Holocentridae. Gene Ontology annotation, biological process: positive regulation of transcription by RNA polymerase II. Gene Ontology annotation, cellular component: nucleus. Bases 732 to 1169 code for a protein of 145 amino acids. The transcript has 4 exons. Gene Ontology annotation, molecular function: transcription coactivator activity; DNA-binding transcription factor binding. The record is from RefSeq and is a predicted model, not a curated record.
UCUGUAGAGGCUCUAUCAUAAUUAGCUGUUCGCGAGCGAGGAGAUAUCAGAGGCAAUGCGUGUGUAAAUUAGCGUUCGUGCGUAAAAACAAGCCGUGAAGAGCAAGCGUUUUGGCCCAGUGUCGUUAAACUACAGAAACUGUGAUGGUGAACACUUCUCACUACUAGCUGUUAUCUGUGCGUCUCCAAAUCAAACACACCUGCGCUUCUCUCUCUCUCUCUCUCUCUCUCUCUCUCUCUCUCCUAAUGCACUUUGCGCGCACCCAGCCCCGAGACUGAAGGACAUUGCAAAGAGUCGGCAUUUCGGGGGCGCGCACGCGUGCAUGCGCUCCGUUAGUGGAGCCGCUGGUAAUAAGUGAAUGACCUUAUCGUGGUGGUGUAAUGUCUCACUGGUGAGGGAUUGGGUUUGGAGAUAAUAAAGCUGGGCUUCACCGGUCCUCGCCUCUCAGUCGCUUGAUGGAGACGCUGGCCUGAGCCCCGCGGAGUCCCUGCACUGUCCACGGCGGGCAAGAGGAACACCUGUAGCUGGGGUACAGCCAACGACGUCGCUCUGAUCCAUGUGGAGCUCAUUAUUUCAUUCCUGAAGAUCACUCCGGUGCGACGCGCAACACCAGUUUGGUGAACUUUUUCUUUUUUUCUUUCUUUUUAUUAUUGCUCAGAGGGAAUCUGAAAUCUGGAAUCCGUCCCCGGAGUUAGAGGCUUCUGCUUAACUUGUUCCAGAAAGGUAUACAAAUGCUCUCCGUCCAGCCGGACACCAAGCCAAAGGGCUGUGCCGGCUGCAACCGGAAGAUCAAGGACCGCUACCUGCUGAAGGCCCUCGAUAAGUACUGGCACGAGGACUGCCUCAAGUGUGCUUGCUGCGACUGCCGGCUGGGCGAGGUGGGCUCCACGCUCUACACCAAAGCCAAUCUCAUCCUGUGCCGGAGAGACUACCUACGGUUGUUUGGUGUAACAGGGAACUGUGCAGCCUGCAGCAAGCUAAUCCCAGCCUUUGAGAUGGUCAUGAGGGCCAAGGAGAACGUCUACCAUCUGGACUGCUUCGCCUGCCAGCUCUGCAAUCAGAGGUUUUGUGUGGGAGACAAGUUUUUCCUGAAGAACAACAUGAUCCUGUGCCAGACAGACUACGAGGAGGGGCUGAUGAAGGAGGGCUACGCUCCCCAGGUCCGCUGACCUCCACGGGCAGAUGAGGAGGAGGAGAAGGGAGGAGGAGGAAGAAGAGGAGGAGGAGGAGUGGGAGAUGGAGAGAGACUGAAGGAGGAGAGCUUUGCAAUCACACAACAAAAAGCACUAUUGCCUCCUGACUGUCCAGCUUCUGUCCGCCACAUGUACAUAACCAAGAAAGCUUCCCUCGGAGGGAAGACACUCUGCUGUACAGAAUAGCCAUAGAGACUGCAAGUGUGGCAGGGGAAGGCCUUGGAAGCCUACAACGGACUACAUGUAAAAAAUAAAAAUAAAAAAAAAAAGUUUGUUCAUUUGUUUGUUUGUGACUGAAGGAUGCUGCCUCUUCCCUCCCACCCACCAAACACCGGCCUUAUAGCGAUUUCUAACUUAAAAAAAAAAAAAAAAAAAAAAAAUCCACCCUUAACCGCCCAAAAUCACUCCUGUCUCAUUUUAGCCCACAAGGACG